Messenger RNA from Penicillium soppii, 1503 nucleotides. Its product is annotated as translation initiation factor 4B. The coding region runs from base 1 to 1503 and encodes 500 amino acids. NCBI's taxonomy places the organism in Eukaryota, Fungi, Ascomycota, Eurotiomycetes, Eurotiales, Aspergillaceae. The transcript has 7 exons. Gene Ontology annotation, molecular function: RNA binding. The record is from RefSeq and is a predicted model, not a curated record.
AUGGCUCCCAAACAAAAGGCUCAGAAGAUGUCUAUGAGCAGCUUCUUGGCCGAUGAAAGCCUUGGCUCUUGGGCUGAUGAAAUGGAGGAUAUGCCCCUUCCAGCUACUCAACCCUUGACCUCAUCCUUCCAGCGUCGCCCCACAGGUGAUAUGGGAUACGGCUCCGGCCCUCCCGGCGGAUUCGAGCGCCAAGGUGGAUAUGCCGUCCGAGAGCCUCUCGAUCUCCCUACCAAGCCCCCUUACACUUGCCACGUUGGCAACCUUUCUUUCGAGGCUACCGAGGCCGAUAUCUCCGAGCUUUUCACUGGAUGUGGUGUGACAAAUGUCCGCGUUGUGGAAGACAAGUUGACCAAGGCCCCCAAGGGCUUCGGAUAUGUGGAGUUUGAGACCGUCGAGGGCCUGAAGAAGGCUUUGGACCUGUCCGGCUCUUCUCUCCAGGGACGGUCGAUCCGUACCAGCGUCGCAGAGCCUCCCAAGGAAUCUCGUAUGGAAGGCAAAGACCUUGACUGGUCUCGCCGUGGCCCCCUCCCCGAGAUCCCCGAGCGCCGUGUGCCAGACCGUUCCAGCUUUGGACGUGGCAUGGAUCCCGCCUCCGAUGCCAACAGCGACCACGGUGGCCGCCGCAGCAACUUCGAGUCCGAUGGAAAGCCCCGCGACUUCAACAACUGGGAGCGCAAAGGACCUCUCUCGCCAUCUGCUGGCGCUCCCCGCGAGGGUGGCCGCCCCACUAGCAACGAUGGACCCGGCUCCAGUUUCCGGAGGAACGAGGCCGCCUGGGGCGAGGGCCGAUCCCAAGAUGAGGGCUCUCGCCCUCCCCGCCCCGAGCACGUUCGCCCGGAGCCCACCCCCACUGCCGCUGAUAUGGAUAACCAGUGGCGCGCACGGAUGCGCCCCGAUGAAGCCCCCAAGGAACAGCCCGCCAGCCCCGCUUCCCCCUCGGCCACUCCCGCCGCACCCGCUGCCCCCGCUGGCCGCCCCAAGUUGAACUUGUCCAAGCGUACCGUUUCAGAGAACACCGCUACCCCCACCUCAACCGGUGACUCCAAGGCUAGCCCCUUCGGUGCCGCUCGUCCCAUCGACACUGCUACCCGUGAGCGUCAGGUGGAGGAGAAGCGCCAGCUUAGCUUGCGCCAAAAGCAGGAGGCUGCUGAGAAGGCCAAGGCCGAGAAGGCCGAGAAGCACGCUGAGAAGCAAAAGCAGCUCAAGGAAAACGCACCUCCUGUGGAUCACAACGGCAAGGAUGCUCUUGAGACCCCCAAGGGUGGUGGCAACUUCGAGAUCCUCCAGCGCACCGGCGAGGAGAGCGACAUGACUGCCGACAAGGAGACCGAGGAGACGGCGGCAGCCCCCGCCGAGGCACAGAAGGAGACUGCCAACGGCAACUGGAGAGCCCCGGCUACCGAGGCUCCUGCUGCUGCUGGCGAUGAUGACGAGGGUUGGAGCACGGUCAGCGUGAAGCCGCGUAACAACCGUCGUGGACAGACCGGUCGUGGAUUCGCAUAA